Molecule: messenger RNA, 1275 nt
Organism: Fusarium pseudograminearum CS3096
Lineage: Eukaryota; Fungi; Ascomycota; Sordariomycetes; Hypocreales; Nectriaceae
Exons: 3
Coding region: 1-1275 (424 amino acids)
Source: RefSeq, a predicted model, not a curated record
AUGCCAGAAACUCAUCCAAAGCCACCACUACACUCAUACAAGUUGGCACCAAUGCGUGACAUCGAAACAGAACCAACAGAGCCCACAUUGAACCAAAAAACUAAAGAGAGUAAAGCAUCUGACCAAUGCGGAAUCUUCUCCCAGUACGGAUGGGGUCUUGAGAUACUAUCAGCAUCUGCCAGCUUCGUCCUUUUCAUAGGAAUGGUCGUGAUCUUUUGGACCAUGCAGGAUGAACCUGUUUCGAAAUGGCCAUUUCCAAUAUCGAUCAAUGCAACGAUCGCCAUCCUUUCAACAGCUUGUACGGCAGCUAUGAUGCACAACGUCAGCGCCUUCAUAGGCCAACUCAAAUGGCUCUAUCUCAAACUCAAACCCCGCCAACUUUACAACGUUCACAGAUUCGAUGAAGCCAGCAGAGGUCCAUACGGAUCAAUGCUGUUUCUCCUUAACGUAUCCUGCAAUAUGGCCACUAUUGGUGCGCUCAUCACAAUCCUUCGACUAGGAUUCGCUCCAAUGGCCCAGGAGGUUAUCAGCUUAGAGCCUCGGUCAGUAAAUACUACUGAUAAGAACGCUACAUUUGGGUUCGCCCAUUCCUACAACAGGAGCCUGUAUAGGGGUGAUAACGGCGAAGCUAGAGCAAAUGGAAGCGUCUUUUUCUUCAACAACACCCAGACAGUCGAUCUUGAGUGGAAUGAAACUCGUAACUUUGAGAUGCAACGCCUCGUCAGCUCUCCUACCAAAGCUGGCAUACCUGAAAUGUACGUUGACUGGGGUGCCGAAAUGGCCUUAAAAGACUUUCUACAGUCGCCGACCUUUCAGCUGGAGUUUGUAGAAGGGGCGUAUGGCAAUAUGAGACAUGGAUUAGGCGCUGCACUUGGCGGCAAGGUGAACAUCUCCCACGCUUUCGACAAUAUGGCGAGCAGUAUGACAGACUACAUACGAUACGGGCCAAAUAUACAAUUAGCAACAGGGGUUAGAAUCGACACGGAGAUAUUUGUUGCUGUGCAUUGGUAUUGGUUAGUCGGGCCAGGGCUGGUAGAGCUGGCUUCAUUGUUAUUUGCUGUCGCCACGAUAGUUGGUAAUACCAGAAAGCAAAAGGUGCCUCUUUGGAAGUCUUCGGCACUGGUGCUUCUGGCUUGUCAGCAUGAUGCGGAUGAAGGUCUCAUCCGAGGAACAUCUGAGAGUGUUAUUGAGCUCGAAAAGAGAGCAAGGAGUUCCAAGUUACAACAGCUCGGCCGACUCAGUGGCAAAGAACUUACCGCGAAGCUUGGAGACUAA